Molecule: messenger RNA, 898 nt
Organism: Triticum dicoccoides
Lineage: Eukaryota; Viridiplantae; Streptophyta; Magnoliopsida; Poales; Poaceae
Exons: 3
Coding region: 1-399 (132 amino acids)
Source: RefSeq, a predicted model, not a curated record
AUGGCGGCGGUCGAGCAGCCAUCACCGCGGAGGAGCCGACUACACCGUCUAGCUGCUCCACCGAUAAAAGUUGUCGCCGGGGAGCUGCUGGCAUACUGCACGACGGCGUCGCCUGCAGGUCGACCAAUAUCUUCUCCACGCUUUACAACAUUGACUGCUGGGGCGUGCUGCCGCUGCCUGAGCCCCCGCGUGAGCCGCCAGCACUCCACGCGUCGCCGCACCUUCACCAUGUGCGUGCUUUGCUGCCCACGGACACCGGCGCUCUGCCUCCGUCAACGGCCUGAAGGAACAAGCGCUGCCGACGCGCCGGUGUUCCUCUCACAUGUUUCCAUGCUGCUACAGCUACUGUCUUCCUUCCACAGAUUGUGUUUAAAUGAUAGGUGCCAUUGCAAAUUAUGACCAAUUAGCUUAUCUUGUUAUUUGAAAUCUGGCAUGCAUGACGCAGCGCCGGAAUUGAAGGCAAAGGGCAGCUGCAACGGGCGCUCUGUGUUGUUGCGUGCAGGGUUCGUGCAAAGGAUCGAGGAAGAUUUUAAGAGCAGAAGACAAGCAAAGACAACGAGAGAAUAGAGAGCUGCCUGUUUUUUUUUGCGGUUUGGCUGUUAACGUAAUAGUACGUAUUAACCGAGAUCAAGAAGCCUGGAGUUUUCAAAUCCACAGGCACACAACGGCGCAAUUGCUACUGUGCCAUCGCUGGAGGUCCGGUCCGGUGCGUGACCUUGCACUCACUGCCUUGCAUACGCCCCUCCCAGUGGCACUGCUCCGGGCAGGAUGCAUGGACCAUGAAACCACUGAUCAAUUCGACAACGACUUUGAUCUGGACACGUCCACCUAUUGGCCACCAUCGGUGACGACUCUGAUCAGUUGGGAUGGCUGUACGUGGUGCCUGGUCACCAACGCA